AUGGGGAAAUUCUACGGCCUCAAAGGCACGAAGCUCAAUAUUGCCAUUGCUGUAAUUGCAGGCACAGAUUUUGCUCUCUUCGGCUAUGAUCAAGGUGUAAUGGGCGGUUUGCUCACAUUGGGCUCAUUCAUCAGAUACUUCCCUGAGAUUGAUAGCGUCAACCCACCACCAGGUAGUUCAACAAGCCAUGCUGCAACCAUCCAAGCUAUCACAGUCGGUGCCUACACGCUGGGCUGCUUCUUCGGCGCAGUGGCAACCAUUUGGCUCGGCAACUUGCUUGGACGCAAGAAGACAAUCUUCAUCGGCAGUGCUAUCAUGAUCGUAGGAGCCAUUCUCCAAACAGCAUCUUACGGCCUCGCACAACUUAUCGUCGGACGAUGGAUCACCGGUUUCGGAAACGGCAUGAACACAAGUACAGUUCCAACAUGGCAGUCAGAAACAUCGAAACCACAUCGCAGAGGCCAAAUGGUCAUGAUUGAAGGAUCCAUGAUUGUCUUCGGUGUAAUGCUUAGCUACUGGCUCGACCUAGGUUUCUCCUUUCUCGAGCCGAGCAGCAUCGCCUGGCGCUUUCCGAUUGCGUUCCAGAUCAUACUCGCCCUGUUCAUCCUUGUCAUGAUCCCAGGCCUUCCCGAGAGUCCACGUUGGUUGGUGCUCAAGGGCCGAGAGCAGGAGGCAUUGGAAGUCUUGGCUGCGUUGAGUGACCUUCCCAUGGACGACAAGAGGGUCGAAGCAGAAUUCCAGGCUGUAAAGGACGUCACCCUGGAGAUGUCGCGAGGUGGCUUCCGAGACUGCUUCAAGAUGAACAAGAACCGCAACUUUCACCGCACAGUGCUGGCGUAUGUCAACCAGAUGUUCCAACAGAUUUCGGGUAUCAAUUUGGUAACCUACUACGCCGCAACUAUUUUCGAAAACUCUAUCGGUCUCUCGCCCUUCCUCAGUCGUCUCCUAUCCGCAUGUAACGGCACCGAAUACUGGAUGGCGAGUUGGAUCGCCAUCUUCACGAUUGAGAAGUUUGGACGCCGCUCUUUGAUGAUGUUUGGUGCUGCUGGCAUGUCAAUGUCCAUGGCUGUCCUCGCAGGCGCAACCAGCAACAUUGGUAACACAAGCUUGGGCCUACUCGCUACCGUCUUCCUCUUCGUCUUCAACUCCUUCUUUGCCAUCGGCUGGCUCGGCAUGACAUGGUUGUAUCCCGCAGAGAUCACACCCCUCUCCAUCCGCGCCCCCGCAAACGCCAUCUCCACAACAGCCAAUUGGAUCUUCAACUUCCUCGUCGUAAUGAUCACCCCGCCUGCAUUCGCAAACAUCGGCUACCAAACCUAUAUCAUCUUCGCCGUCAUAAACGCCGCAAUGGUGCCCUCGGUCUACUUCUUCUUCCCUGAAACCGCUUACCGCUCCCUCGAAGAAAUGGACGAGAUCUUCCAUAAAGCAACGGAUCCGUUUAAUGUGGUGGGUAUUGCGCAUAACUUGCCACAUCGAUACGGAAAGAAGGGAGAGCUCCUUAUUGAUUAUGCGGAUACGGAGCAGGCGCAUGAUGCGGAGAGGAGGAGGAGCUCAGUUGUGGCUGUGCAACCAAUGAAUGGAGGUGUGAUGGCGAAGGACGAUGAGAAAGAGCUUAGGGAGCAUGUGGAGAACGGAGGAAAGUAG
This is a messenger RNA of Alternaria atra, 1644 nucleotides long. RefSeq lists its product as uncharacterized. The record is from RefSeq and is a predicted model, not a curated record. Gene Ontology annotation, molecular function: carbohydrate:proton symporter activity. Bases 1 to 1644 code for a protein of 547 amino acids. Gene Ontology annotation, biological process: transmembrane transport; carbohydrate transport. Gene Ontology annotation, cellular component: membrane. The transcript is spliced from 4 exons. NCBI's taxonomy places the organism in Eukaryota, Fungi, Ascomycota, Dothideomycetes, Pleosporales, Pleosporaceae.